CAUGAGGAUCAUAGCCUGCUCCUUGCUCAUUGCUUCACUAAUCCCAACUGUCAUCGGGUUAAAGUCGAAUAGAACUUCAUGCUUCCACUACGUGUCUUGUCUGGAAGCUACCGAAGCUAACCUGAAGCAAUGUGCAGGAGGAACGGCGAUUUCUCUUACCUUGGAAGCCAAGGAUGUAAAUAUUAGGGAUCUUGUCAAGUAUCGUGCUUUGGAGUUUGUAGGGUGUCAAGAUCGACUGCUCAAGGAAGUCGUCGACUUUGAAUCCCUGCAGAUCCUCGUUAACGAAGAUGCUCGCGAGUGCUUCGAGAAGCUCCCAGAAAGCUCGAAGCGCGUCGAAGAGUUCACCGACUCUUGCGACUACGUCCAACCAGUCAGCCGCAACGCCUCCAAAGGAGAUGCUCUGCAAUGCUUGAUCGAGUUCAAACAGGACCGCGAAUACUGUGAGAGCCUCCUCGAGUGCUGCCCAGAUCACACAAGAUGCGGGGAGAGAAUGAAUGCGGUUUCCCUAUCCUACCAGAACGCUCGUGUCAAGGCUGAACAGAUCGUGUACAGUAUGAUCUCGUGCAUCGUGGUGAAUGAUCCAAGAUUCUUGAGAGAAGGAGCUCGUCUUCAGUCCCUUCGUGACCCAUACCGUAAUGCUGGUGUCCCAUUCCUUCGCCCGGAUGCUUAUACCGAGGCUAGAAUCACUAGAAGACUCGCUCUUACCUCCACUGCUACCCUAUCCCAAAGACGAGAGAGAUUCUUGAAGAAGUACUCACAGAUUAGACAAGUUGUCGCUCAGAACUUGUUCGGUCAGCAGCAAAGGCUGACUCGUCCAGUUGAGGAUCUUGUCACCGAGACUUCAUCCAAGUUGGCAGUUGAGGAGGCUCCAGAGGAAACUACAACUCAGGAAGAGACCACUACCGAUGCUUCAGAAGUUACUACUACAAAGGCUGUCGAAGAAGCUACUGAAGAAGUUACCGAGGAGGCCACUGAAGCCACUGAAGCCCCAGUCGCAACUACAAAGGAAUCCUCCGAGAUGCAUGUGAACACGAUCCGCAACAUGAUCCGCAGUGCUUCUGAGAAAGAUCUUUCCAAGUAUGUCACUUUGAUCUCCGAGGGAAAGUUCAGCGAGCUAUUCGAGCUCGCCGAGCAGAAGAAGCUGACAUUGACAUCCAAGUUCGAUGAGAAGCUCUCUAGCAAGAUGGCCAAGCUGAAGGAUCUUAUCAAUGAGGCUUUGUCAGAGAAGGAAAAGAGUGGAGAGAUCGAGCAGGCGAUGGAAAAGUUCGAGAAGCCUGAGAAGUCAGAAUUGGUGGCUAUGGAGGACAAGGAUACCCCAGCUGUAUUCACUAUUUCCGACUCGUUGAAGCACAAGAAGGCAGAAGCCAAGCUGGCUCACACGAUUGUUUCUAGAAAUGUUGUUGAAGCUGAGAAUGCCAUUGAGAAGGAGGUGGUUGAGCCGAAAGCUGAAGAGAAGAAGGUGAAGGAAGAGGAUGUGAAGGCUGUUGCCGAAGAAAAGAAGGAGGAGAAGAAGCCAGGAAAGCUCCCGAUGAAGAUCGAGAAGCUCGAGAAGCCAGUUGACACCAAAUCAGAGAACCAUGAGCUCAAGAAGGUUUUGGAUGACAAGGAGAGAGCUUUGUUGGUCGAAUCGGAAAUCAAGAACACUGCAGAAGAGACGAAGCCGAAGGUGGAGUCCUUCAAGUCCGAGGAGACUACCGUAGCAAUCGAUGAUAUGCCAGCUCUUGAGAAGGAAGAGUCUGCGGAGAAGAAGGAGACUACCGGAGAGCCAACGACUACCGAAGCGGCCGUGGAGACCACGGAAGCAUCAGAGACACCGAAGCCAGAAGCCAAACCAGAACUCCUGAGCAACUUGGAAGACGUGCUCACUCUCACCACACCGGAAACCGAGACAAUCGAGGGAAGUGGAGAACGAGAGGAACCAACUACUUCCGCUCCAGCAGCAGAAGCCACCUCCGAAAUAACCCUUCUCAAGUCGUCAUCCGACGUUGCCGUGAUCGAGAACGUCAAGAGAAUCCGCCCAAGAACCGAGCAAACUCACUGCCAACAAUACGCGUCGUGCUGGCAAACUGUGUUGGACUACGAGCAGCAAUGCGACAGGAAGUACUCGACCGAGGUGUUGAGCCACGGAAUCGACGACAGCGAGAUCUUGAACAUCCUCCACAAUAGCUCGAUUUCCCAUCAUGAGAUUGUUCUGAAGGCUUGCCUGCGUCCAUUGGAUAGAUCAGUUCAUUCCACACUCAAACAACUGCUCGUAAUCCAACGCGGAGUCCGCAAAGCCUGCCUCGAGCUCGGACGCAACAAGAUCGCCGUCACCGACUCCGAAGAAGCCCUCUGCAAUACCGAGAUCCCUAGCACUGCCGCCAUCGACGAGUUCAUCUCCUCCGAGCACGUCCGUUCCCAGUCCAACCAUCUGACGUGUCGCGCCAAGUUGGAGCCAAUCCGCGAGACUUGCUCAAUCGUUAGAAACUGCUGCGCUUCCGUCGACACUUGCGACAACUACAUCAGCUCAUCGCCGGUGAAGAAGCUGGAGACCGAGGCGAUUCGUCGUCUCGUGAAGAAGCAAAACGACUGUGAGACGAAGAUGUUGCAGACGUUGAGCUACAUCCAUGAGCAACUGUCGAAUCCAUCGAGAAGACGCCGGUUCUAUUACCAUUAAGCUUGUGAUCCUAGAAUCUAGUUGUUACUGCUUCCUUACGAGUUCUCAUACUUCAUAUGCAAUAUGUCUGACUAACCAUCUACUAAUAAGUGAAUAAAUAUGUAUUUAAAAUU
Molecule: messenger RNA, 2769 nt
Organism: Caenorhabditis elegans
Lineage: Eukaryota; Metazoa; Nematoda; Chromadorea; Rhabditida; Rhabditidae
Gene: E01G4.6
Product: CPG4 domain-containing protein
Exons: 4
Coding region: 2-2656 (884 amino acids)
Source: RefSeq, marked reviewed